Molecule: messenger RNA, 1237 nt
Organism: Leptomonas pyrrhocoris
Lineage: Eukaryota; Euglenozoa; Kinetoplastea; Trypanosomatida; Trypanosomatidae
Exons: 1
Coding region: 371-1237 (288 amino acids)
Source: RefSeq, a predicted model, not a curated record
AGCAGAAUACCAUCAACUAUCGCACGAUAGUGUCGUUGUUUCCGUAUUCCAUUCGGAUUUCGCUUUCAGGCUGUUGUUGCCGUGUGCAGGUGAAGGAAUUGUCCGCAAUAGCGUCUGACCCAACACGAAGCUGAUCACCAAAGUACUCCAUUAAUAACAAUAAUCUUUUGGCCGCCUUUUUUCACCGUCAGUGCCUUCUUCAUUUCUGUCUUAUCUCACUUACCAAAAUAUUCCGCCACUUUAACCCAAACGUACUGUUUUCUUUUUUGUGUGGGUGCCCAACAAAGGUGUAACGCUUCUUCCAUUGCUGUUGUUUUGUUCCCCUUCCUCUAUUCAUUACCUCAAAAAAAAAAACCCAUUUUAAGCCACCAUGUCAGCUGCGCAGCACUCGCUGAACCUUGACAAGUCGCUCUACUCCCACUACUAUCACUGCGUGCUCUCUGACAUUCCAUUUCACACGGCAGUGGCCGAGAUUGCGCCGCAUGUCGUCCCCAAGCCAGAGUCAGAUGUGGUGAGGAAAUUGACGGCGGCUGGGUGCCGUAUCGUACCACACCAGCUGCACGUGUACAAGGAACCCCUUGACGCGAAGUUCGGCUACGUCUCCUUCUUCAUUCACCAGCUGCCCAAGUCCACCGCCUCCGCGGCGGAGAUCCAUCAGCUGAUGCUGGAGUGGAUUGACAUCGAUUUGGCUACGCAGCUGCAGUCGGUGAAGUGCAAGGUGCAACUCGCACAGCCACCGGAGUGUCACUCCUCAGAGCCGUUUUUGAAUGCCCUCCAAGAGAAGUGCCCGCUGCUCGAUCCCGGCACGAAUACGGACACGAAGCGGCUGGAGACAUUUCUCCUGACCCGGGUGCGCUUCGGUGACCUGUGCGAGAACGCAUCGAUUAACGAUGUCUGCGAGGCACAGCGGAAAAGUACCGCCAGUCCUUCAACGACAGAGGAAGACGAGCAGAGGAAAGCGCAAGAGGAGAGGGAGGAGAAGGAUGCCGAAGAAAACGGUGGUUACCUCCCGCCCCGUCACUCCGUCAGGGAGCACGUGUGGAAGUGCGUAGGGACCUUCUCUCCGAGCUCCCUCUCGCCGAAGGAGCUCGUGUGGCUCAAGAAGCAGCUGCCGUCCUUCCCCCCGCUGCUCAUCACGGACAACAACAUGGCGUCUGCUCACUGCGAUGAUGCGAAGCUGAAGCAGUUCUUCACGGCCAAUCUCGCUCCUCUUAUCGCUGUAGAGAAGGAGGCGUAA